Molecule: messenger RNA, 513 nt
Organism: Microplitis demolitor
Lineage: Eukaryota; Metazoa; Arthropoda; Insecta; Hymenoptera; Braconidae
Exons: 1
Coding region: 1-513 (170 amino acids)
Source: RefSeq, a predicted model, not a curated record
AUGAGCGGAGCGUUAUAUGGCAUAGAUAUCGACGACCUAGAAAAGACGAUGGAAGAGAAGAAGAGAGGAGGGACAAUGAUUGGGAACCAACGAAUACAUGUCACGAAAUAUGCGGAUGAUGUGGCGCUAGUUGCGGACACAGAAGAGGAGCUAAGAGGGAUGCUGAAAGAGCUGGAAAGAUACACAGAAGAGAAUAAGAUGGAGGUGAACGUGGAAAAAACAAAAAUUCUAAUAUGCAGAAAUGGAGGUAGAAAAAAGAAGGGAAAGAAAUGGAUGUAUAAAGGAAGUGAGGUUGAAGAAGUCAAAGAAUUUAAAUAUCUUGGGUACCAUUUCACCACAAGGAAUAGCGCAAAGAAACAAAAAAAGGAACUAGCACAAAAAGCACAAAAGGCCACAAAUGCAGUAUGGGGAGUGAUAAAAAGGAGCAAAAGGAACAGCAUGAGGGACAGGAUGUAUCUGAUAAACACUGUGGCAAGAACAGUAGCUUUGUACGGAGUGGAGGUCUGGGGGUAG